CCUGACCCCACACUGUCUACUAUUCUUUUAAGUCCAACCUAACAGUCAAAAUCAAAUGGUCUUCUUCUUGCUUCCUAUAAAACACACAACAACAUAUUCAUUCAUACACUCAAAAACCAAAGUAAUUAAUGUCUCAAGAAAUUUGCAUAGUACCAUUUUUUGGACAAGGCCAUCUUUUACCAUGUUUCCAACUAUGCAAUCACUUAACUUCCAUAAACUUCAACGUUACACUUCUCAUCUCCUCCAACCUCACCACCUCCGUUCCCUCUUCACUCCUUCAAAACCCUCUCUUUCAACUUACUAUAAUCCCAUCAUCACCGAUGAGUUUGAUGUCACCGCCUUCGCCGGAACACCACCACGAUGACCUUGCUAAAGGGCUUCAAAACAUUUUAUCUAACUACCAUCGUCCAUCCCGACCCGUUUGUGCCAUUGUUGACGUCAUGAUGAACUGGUCGAACGAUGUUUUCAAGAAAUUCGAUGUUCCGACGGUGGCGUUUUUCACCUCCGGCGCAUGCUCCGCCGCCAUGGAGGUUGCAAUAUGGAAAGCCCACCCUUUAGAUAUGAAACCAGAUGAGAUCCGUUUUCUUCCCGGGUUACCCGAAGAUAUGGCGGUUACUUAUUCGGAUCUAAAACGACGUCAUCAUGAUCAUCAUCCUCCUCCUCCUCCACGUGGACUGGGGCCCAGAAAGAUGGGUCCACCUAAACUAGGAGAACAGCCAUCGUGGCUGGAUGAGAUACGCGAAACAAUUGGUUUGAUGAUCAACACGUGUGAUGAUCUGGAGCGUCCAUUUAUUGACUAUAUUGCAAACCAUGUUGGUAAACCGGUGUGGGGUGUUGGACCGCUUUUGCCGGAGCAGUAUUGGAAGUCAUUUGGUUCCGUUAUCCACGAUCGUGAUUUUCGGUCGAACCGGUUGUCUAGCGUCACCGAAGAAGAAGUGGUCCAGUGGUUAGAUUCUAAGCAACGUGGGUCGGUGUUAUACGUGUCGUUUGGUAGUGAGGUGGGUCCCACAAUGGAAGAGUACACGGAACUAGCUCAAGCGCUGGAGUUAUGUGAGCAAUCGUUUAUAUGGGUAGUUCAACCCGGUUCGGGUAGACCGGGUCCUCCUCAUAUGGGUUUGAGAGGGAAACCCGGUUCAAGCAAACCAGAAACGGAAGAAGGGUAUUUUCCUGAUGGAUUAGAUAGUAGAGUUGGGAAUAGAGGUUUGAUAAUACGUGGAUGGGCACCACAACUAUUGAUACUGAGUCAUACAUCAACGGGUGGAUUUUUAUCCCAUUGUGGUUGGAAUUCAACAGUAGAGGCAAUUGGAGGUGGGAUUCCAUUGUUGGCGUGGCCUAUAAGGGGUGAUCAACACUAUGAUGCCAAGUUAGUGGUGGGUCAUCUUAGGGUGGGUUACAUGGUAUCUGAUGAUCUAUCAAAAAAGGUAACUAAGGAUGAUAUAGUUGAGGGGAUACAGAGAUUGAUGAGUGAUGAAGAAAUGAAGAAGAAUGCUGAGGUCGUUAGUGCAAAGUUUAGGAAUGGGUUUCCAAGAAGUUCAGUAGCUGCUUUAGAUGCUUUUAAGGAUUGUAUCAAUCAGAGAUCUGUUUAGGCUCCUUUGCUCAAACUUCAUGUGUUUCUUUACUGCUGCAUAUAGAAUACCUAUAUAAAUUUUAAUAAGUUAGUAAAAGUUUUAUAAAAUCGUUUGCUAGAAUAGAUUUAGAUUCAGUCCAGAUAUAUCCUUCAGCCAUUGUAAUCCUUCAACCAUAUGCAAACUAUUACUACUAGUUUUAAUAAAACCCUUCAACCAUUGUCUUCUUCAAA
Cicer arietinum (chickpea) is the source of this 1798-nucleotide messenger RNA. RefSeq names its product probable UDP-glucosyl transferase 73B6. Gene Ontology annotation, molecular function: UDP-glucosyltransferase activity. The record is from RefSeq and is a predicted model, not a curated record. Lineage: Eukaryota; Viridiplantae; Streptophyta; Magnoliopsida; Fabales; Fabaceae.